Messenger RNA from Nanorana parkeri, 7091 nucleotides. It is a transcript of the gene PTPRB, whose product is annotated as protein tyrosine phosphatase, receptor type B. Gene Ontology annotation, biological process: protein dephosphorylation. Lineage: Eukaryota; Metazoa; Chordata; Amphibia; Anura; Dicroglossidae. The transcript is spliced from 34 exons. Gene Ontology annotation, molecular function: protein binding; protein tyrosine phosphatase activity. The record is from RefSeq and is a predicted model, not a curated record.
UCCUUCCUAGUGCUAGCUUCACUUAUCUAGCUUGUUGGACAGAAGCAUGGAGUGACUAUGAGGUGGAAAAUGGAUGUGAUUUUACUUGUGCUGCUGCUGAGCUGCUUGUCUUAUAGGAUAACAGAGAGCUUUCAGAUCUUCGAUGAGCAGAAGAGCGUAUGUAUUGUUGGGGCUAAAGUUGUGAGUGUGGGAAGAUGCAAUGUAACAAUCCGCAGCCAGCAAUGGAAAUGGACAGAAGAUGGGAAACUACUACACGUGAAAACUUCCAAGUGUCUGAGUGUUUCUUCAUCUUCACCGUCACAUUCUCGUCCAGCUAUCCUUAUAGACUGCGCAAAGGCACCUGUGUGGAUAUGUCAUGAAAAUGAAGGCCUUCUUGAGGUUGCAAACACCUCUUUAUUCCUUAGAAAACAAGGGACAAAGGUUGUAGUUAAAAUGAAACACCCUAACACCUGGAAAAGGCUUGAAAUGGAUGAAAAGGGGAACCUGGCAAAUAAAAAUAUAUGUCUAGAAAAAGAUGUGAAGCAUACUACAGUGAGUCCUACAACUGCAAGUACUCUACUCUCCACCACUGAACCACCAGUUCCAGUUACCACUAUCACUGAGAUAAACUACACUAAUGUUACACAUAUAACUCUGGACACCAGCACUCCGAGCCAGCAGCAGAAUGAAAGUCUCAUAUCUACAGAAAAUUACUUGUCUACUGUCACUGCACAAGAAUGGAAUGCAACAACAUCACAACCUUAUAUUAAUGCAAUUAUAGAGGAUGUGGAGCCAGUGAAAUGCACCAUCAACAUUACUGAGAGCAAAGCUUUCUCACAAUCUCUAUAUGUAAAGUGGAGUAGUCCUGGAAUUGCUUGCAAUUUUAGCUUGACUUGCAGCUCAAGCAACUUUUGGCAAACCACAUGCAAUCCUGUCCAAAUAAACAAUGAUACUUAUGAGUGCACACAGACUGGACUUGAGGCAGGAACAGUUUAUGACAUAACAAUUGAAGCCCGACAAGAUGGAGAGACAACGAAUCUUACAUUACAAACAGACCCUCUUCCACCCUCGCGGUUUGAAGUAAGAAGAAACACAAUAAGUUCUACAAGUUUCCAGGUCUCCUGGAAACCAUCUUUAGGAUGGGUAGAUCAAUAUGAGCUUCAUUUACUUAAUGAUAAAAGGGAAAAUGUCCAAAAGAAUGAUGUCCUCGGCAGUAGUCCAGUAAAAGAAGCAACGUUUACGAACCUGAAUCCAGGCACAAAAUAUAUUGUUUCAUUAAGAGCUACUUCUGGGAUCAAAAGCACCUCUACAAUCUUCAUCAAUGCCUCUACAGUCCCUAUGCCUGUGAAGAUUGUUGAUGUUAUGAGUAAAUCAGACAGCAUCCAAGUUACCUGGAAGCCUGGUUCUGGAAUCUCAGAGAACUAUAAGUUGAUCUUAUGGGGUCAGGAGAGGACAAUGAAAGAAGUCAAUGUGGAUGCACAAGUUACUGGGCACACUUUUUAUGGUCUUCUUCCAGGACAUACCUAUAAUAUCACAGUGAUCACUGAAGCUGCAGGAUUACAGAGCAGGAACUCUAAAUUAGUAAGAACAGCUCCUGCUAAGGUCUCUGAUCUGACUGUGCGGAAUGAUGGAAGUUCUAACACAUUGAAAGUUAGCUGGAAAGCACCUGAAGGCAAGCUGGAUAUUUACAAUGUCACUUUGACUGACCAAGGUUCGAUAAAGUACAGCAGAACCCUGAGUGCUGCUUCUACAGAGGUCCUCUUUAAUGAGUUAAAACCAGGACGUCUUUAUCAGGUUAACGUCACAAGUAUUGCUGGGGACUUAAGCGCUGACAAGAUGGCAACUGGGAGGACUGUCCCGGAGAGAGUUUCAGAUUUAAAAGCGACCAGCAAUGGUAUACAAUCUCUGCGUGUAAGCUGGCUGCCACCUGCUGGAGACUGGGAAAAAUUAUAUGUGGUGCUCUUCAGCCAGACUGUGGUUCUGCUCAAUACAACACUGGAAAGGCACUUUAAGGAGUAUAUUAUCCAAGAUCCGGCACUCAUACCUGGAAGGCAGUAUGACAUCGCAGUUUUAGUGGAGAGUGGAGGUCUAACAAGUAAUGCGUACUGCAAAGGCAGAACAGCUCCUCAGGCUGUCUUGCAGCUUAGAGUUAAGCAUUCCAACGAGACUUCAUUCACGGUGACAUGGCUGACGCCUCUUGCAGAGUGGGACAAUUAUGUGGUUUCACUUGCAGACAGGGAUCUUACACUCAUCAACAAAGUUCUUGCUAGAGAAGCCAAGGAAUUCACCUUUACAGAUCUUGUACCUGGAAGGAAGUAUACCGCCAAAGUUACCAGUAUCAGUGGAGACCUCAACAACUGGGCUUCUGUUGAAGGAAGAACGGUUCCUUCCCAGGUGGUUAAUUUAAAUUUGACAAAUAUGGGGACAUCUACCAGCUUGUAUACGGAGUGGACAAGAGGUCGAGGAGAUGUGGACUCUUUUCAGGUCCUGCUGAUACAUGAAAAUAUUGUCAUAAAGAAUGAGAGUGUAUCCAGUGACACCAGCAAAUAUCAGUUCCACUCCUUGAAGCCAGGAGGUUUAUAUUCUGUGGUGGUGACAACUGUGAGUGGUGGAAUGUCAUCCAGACAAAGCCUGGCAGAGGGCAGAACAGUUCCUUCCAGUGUAAGUGGAGUUACUGUUAAUAACCUUGAUCGGACUGCCUACCUCAGCAUUUCCUGGCUCCCAGCUAUUGGCUACAUUGAUGCCUAUGUGGUAACAUUAUCUCACCAUGGUAACUUUCUUCCACCACUUACUCUCCCUAAAACUGUCACCGAGUGCUCCUUCAGCUCUCUCACUCCUGGACGCCUGUACAAUGUGACUGUGACCACACGCAGUGGAAAGUUUGAGAAUUAUUCUUUCAGUCGAGAGUGGACAGUUCCUUCUGCCGUGCAAGGACUAACAGUGAGCAAUGCGGCCAGGAGUGAUUACCUUAAAGCAUCUUGGCUGCGAGCAACUGGAGAUUUCGAUCAAUACCAAGUGACCAUUAAAAACAACAAUGGCUUUAUUAAUAUCAAAAAUGUCUCUAAAUCAGAGAGUGAAUGUGUAUUCUCCGAUCUGGUGCCGGGCCGACUCUAUAGCAUAACUGUCAGCACUAAGAGUGGAAAGUAUGAGGCCAGCGUUGUAGCAAAUGGCAGGACCUUUCCAGAAGCUGUAAAAAAACUCACCCUUGCCAGCAGAAGCAGUGAGGAGCUCUACGUGACCUGGUCAAGUGCUGAUGGAGAUGUUGAUAGCUAUGAAGUUCAGCUCCUAUACAAUGACAUGAAGGUCCUUCCAUCCAUUACACUGAGUAACACAGCUACUGAAUACCGUUUCACCUCUCUCAUUCCUGGUCGCCGUUACAAAAUCCUUGUGCUCACCUUCAGUGGUGAUACACAGAGAUCAACAUUUGUGGAGGGAUUAACAGUUCCAAGUGCUGUAAAGAGCAUUCACAUUUCACCACAUGGAACAACAAACAGUCUAAAAGUAAACUGGGCUCCUGGAGGUGGAGAUGUUGAUUCUUAUACAGUGACCAUCUUCUGCCAGAACUACCAGAUAGAGUCUCACACUAUAUCCAAGCACAUCUACGAGCACACCUUCAACAACCUGGACCCAGGGGAGCAAUACAAGAUUGCUGUACAGACAAACAGUGGAGGCUUACACAAAAACCUCACGGCAUUUGGAAGAACAAUACCAGGCACAGUUCACAGAUUGACAGUCGACAAUAUGUACAACAGUCACUUGCUGAUGGUCACUUGGCAGAGUGCACCAGGCAUUUCAGACAGAUAUGAUCUUCUUCUUCUUACCGAUAAAGGAGUAUUAGUCAAUAACAAAUCUGUACCAGCUAACACCAAAUCAUAUAAGUUUGAAGACCUUGUUCCAGGAAAAAUGUACAAGAUCCGAGUGUUCACAGUCAGCGGUGGUCUUUUCAGCACAGCAGAAGAAACAGCAGGGAGGACAGUCCCGGAUGCAGUGACCAAUCUUAAGAUCACAGGGAACAACACAGACAGUUUGUCAUUCACAUGGACAAGCUCAGAGGGAGAACUGGACUCUUAUGAUAUUUUUCUAUACAACCCAGACAAUACAUUGCAUGACAGGAAGUCUGAAAGCCAACUUCUUCAACACUGCUCAUUUCAGGGACUGCUGCCAGGUUGCCUCUACAAAUUGGUGAUAGUUACUCAUAGUGGAUCUCUGACAAAUGAGUCUUCAGUCCAUGGGAGGACAGUUCCAGCCCCUGUAACAUCUCUUCAAGCAUCAAACAGAAAUACGUCUGAUAGCCUGUGGUUUACGUGGAAUCUAGCUUUAGGAGAUGUGGAUGUGUAUGAACUGAUACUAUAUAACCCUAAUGGCACACAGAAAGAAAAGUUACAAGGCAAUGACCUUAGUGAAUAUAAUUUCCAAAAGCUGGUUCCUGGGAGAAUAUACAAAUUGGUGAUAGUGACUCACAGCGGUGAUUUGUCUAAUAAAGCUACAGCAGAUGCAAGAACAGCUCCUCAAGCACCAAAUUUGGUUUCAUUUACUGAUGUGAAGAAUACUUCUGUGUCCAUACAUUGGCAAGGGCCACCAGACUGGUCUGACUAUGAUGACUUUGAACUUCAGUGGACACCUACAGACCCAUUAGUGGUGUUUAACCCUUACAGCACUGGCAAGUCAUAUGGACGAAUUGUUACUGGCCUAAGACCUGGGCGUCUAUAUAAAUUCAGUGUGAGAAGUGUCAGUGGAAAUUUAAAGAAGACUUUUAGUCAGCCCACUGUUGGCACCGUAAGAACAAAACCUGACAAGUUACAACAUCUUCAUUGCCGGCCUCAAAAUUCCACUGCUAUUUCCUGUUCAUGGACACCCCCAGAUUCUGACUUUGAUGCAUAUAGCAUAGAGUACAAAAAGAAUGGCACUGAUGUGGUGGAAUACUCGAAAAGGAUAGAAAAACACAGGUCAACGCUCACAAUUAUGCACCUUGAACCACAUAAAAGAUAUGUAGUGUCCAUCAAAGUGCACUCGGCAGACAUGAUAAGCCAGGUGGUGGAGGACAGCACCAUAACCAUGAUUGAUCGACCUCCAGCACCACCCAACCAUAUUAGAGUGAAUAAAAUAGAUACUUUUAUUAGCAAGUCAUCAAUUCACUUCAGUUUUAAUUGCAGCUGGUUCAGUGACACCAACGGAGCUGUCAAAUACUUCACUGUGAUUGUGUCAGAAGCAGAUGACAAUGAAAAUGUGAAGCCAGAGCCAAUUCACCCCCUGCCAACAUAUACUGAUUACAAAAGGAACAGCUCCAUUAAAGUAUAUCAGACAAACUACUUUGGAAGCAAAUGUGCUGAAACUCCCGACUACAAUAUCCAACCUGUCAGAAUCAAGCUGGGUGGGGAAAUGGAAAUCCUAGGAGGAAAGUGUGAGGCCAAUCAAAUACAAUUCUGUGAUGGUCCACUGAAGCCAAGGACUUCCUACAGGAUUAGUAUCAGAGCCUUUACACAGCUCUUUUCUGAUGAUCUAAAGGAGUUCUCAGAGCCCUUGUUUACGGAUACUUUCUUCUCAUUGCCAAUCACAACAGAAGCAGAACCUCUUGUUGGAGUCAUAGAAGGUGUGAGUGCUGGUUUAUUCCUUAUCGUUGUUUCAAUCGGAGUCACAACAUUACUGAUUUGUCGUCAGAAAUGCAGACGAGUGUAAGAUCAAAUGCAUGCCCACCUGAACGUACGGAGAGAAAGAACAUCAUCUGUACAUCUAAAUGUAGGACAUAAAGGGAACAAGCGAAAUUCAAGCCCAAUCAAAACAAACCAGUUUGAAGCCCAUUUCAGCAAGCUUCAAGCAGACUCCAAUUAUUUGCUGUCCCAGGAAUAUGAGGACCUGAAAGAUGUUGGUCGAAACCAAUCUUUUGACAUAGCACUUUUACCAGAGAACAGAGGAAAAAAUCGAUACAACAAUAUACUGCCUUAUGAUUUUACAAGAGUGAAACUUUCCAAUGUUGAUGAUGACCCAUGCUCAGACUACAUUAAUGCCAGUUAUACUCCAGGUAAUAACUUUCGCAGAGAGUAUAUUGCUACGCAGGGGCCUCUUCCUGGUACCAAAGAUGAUUUCUGGAAAAUGGUUUGGGAACAAAACGUUCAUAACGUUGUGAUGGUGACCCAGUGUGUUGAAAAAGGACGGGUAAAAUGUGAUCAUUAUUGGCCUUUUGAUCAAGAUUCCUUGUAUUACGGAGACCUCAUAGUUCAAAUGCUGUCGGAGUCUGUACUACCCGAGUGGACAAUAAGAGAAUUCAAAAUCUGCAGUGAAGAUCAACUGGAUGCAGCUAGACUGGUUCGGCAUUUCCAUUACACUGUGUGGCCUGAUCAUGGAGUCCCCGAAACCACUCAGUCCUUGAUUCAGUUUGUGAGAACAGUCAGAGAUUAUAUAAAUAGAACUCCAGGAACUGGUCCUACUGUGGUACAUUGCAGUGCUGGUGUUGGCAGAACAGGGACCUUCAUUGCUUUAGACAGGAUUCUUCAGCAAGUGGAUACAAAAGAUUCAGUGGACAUUUAUGCGGCAGUGUAUGAUCUCCGGCUUCACCGCGUUCACAUGGUCCAGACUGAGUGUCAGUAUUUGUAUCUACAUCAGUGUAUGCGAGAUGUGUUGAGAGCUCGGAAGUUGCGCAAUGAACAGGACAACCCUUUAUUCCCAAUAUAUGAGAAUGUGAAUCCAGAAUAUCACAGAGAAAACGUAUAUGCCAGACAUUAAAACCCUCAACGUCACCUGCUAAAAUCGGACCCAAGCCACACUUUUUUAGAGCACUAAGUAUCGCCAGCCAUGUUGUCUGUCUUCUGUAAUUUAUUCGCUUGGCCAUUUUGUAAGGUAUAUGUAAUUUAACUGUACAUUAAUUCCUCAUAAAAUAUGUAAAUAUAUGUAUUUGUUUAUGGACAGUUUAACUAAGUACUGCUACAGAAUGUUAUUUUCCAAAAAUUGAAGUUGGGGGGUUAAAUAAUAUGACAUUGUAAUGGAUGGAGCUUUAUGUUGGGUCAAUGUGUCUAAUAUAUUUGUAUGAGUAUAUUGACAUCUCGGUAAUGCAUAUGAUUUAAUCACAUCUGAUCGAGGAUCUCUUUAUGCACUAUCAAACAGCCUUUGACUAAAAA